This is a messenger RNA of Penicillium oxalicum, 1629 nucleotides long. RefSeq names its product 3-oxoacid CoA-transferase. Gene Ontology annotation, biological process: ketone body catabolic process. Bases 1 to 1629 code for a protein of 542 amino acids. The record is from RefSeq and is a predicted model, not a curated record. The transcript has a single exon. NCBI's taxonomy places the organism in Eukaryota, Fungi, Ascomycota, Eurotiomycetes, Eurotiales, Aspergillaceae. Gene Ontology annotation, molecular function: succinyl-CoA:3-oxo-acid CoA-transferase activity.
AUGCCGUCCCAAGUAGCGACGUGUUUGCGCCUGGCGCGCCAGUUCUCUUCAGACCCGAUCAAGGUAUGUCCGCCGUGUCGCAUUCAAAACCACCGUCCAGAGAACCGAGCUAAUGACGACUUUUUCCCCUUCCAGCAUCAGCGCUUCCUGGCACGCAACUUUUCGAGCAGUCUGCGCCGAGCUGCGAUCAACAAAGUGUUUGCAUCUGCGGAGGAGGCCACAAAGGACAUGAAGUCCAACUCUACACUACUGGCAGGUGGGUUCGGACUCUGUGGUGUGCCAGACACACUCAUCAAUGCGGUUCGGGCAAACUCCUCGAUCCAGGGGUUGACCGUGGUGAGCAACAACGCCGGUGUCGAUGGCUCUGGACUGGGCCUCCUCCUGCAAUCCAAGCAGAUCAAAAAAAUGAUUGCCAGUUACGUCGGCGAAAACAAGACCUUUGAGCGCAUGUACUUGACCGGCGAGAUUGAGCUCGAACUCACUCCGCAAGGCACCCUUGCGGAGCGCUGUCGUUCCGGCGGCGCGGGUAUUCCUGCAUUCUAUACCCCGGCUGCCUUUGGUACCGUGGUCCAGACGGGAGACCUUCCUUUGCGCCACAACAGCGACGGCACCGUUGCUCUUUACAGCCAAGCCCGUGACACCAAAGUCUUUGAUGGCAAGAGCUACGUUAUGGAGGAGGCGAUCAAGGGUGACUAUGCCUUUGUCAAGGCCUGGAAGGCCGACAAGUUGGGCAACUGCCAGUUCCGCUACGCGGCGGCCAACUUCAACGGCGCCAUGGGACGCAAUGCGAAGAUGACUAUUGUCGAAGCGGAGCACAUCGUUGAGCCGGGUGAGAUUGAACCUGCUGCGAUUCAUCUGCCCGGCAUCUACGUCAAGCGUGUGAUCCAGAGCACCACCGAGAAGAAGAUUGAGAAGUACACCUUUGCCAAGGAGGAAGGCGCCGACACCUCAGCCUUGGGCAAGGGUGAUACCGCGAGCAAGCGUGAGCGCAUCGUCCGUCGCGCUGCCAAGGAGUUCAAGAACGGCAUGUACGCCAACCUCGGAAUUGGCAUGCCCAUGUUGGCUCCCAACUUUGUCGACCCCUCCGUUGAGGUGACUCUCCAGUCUGAGAACGGUAUCCUCGGUCUGGGCCCCUACCCCAAGCAGGGACAGGAGGACCCCGAUCUCAUCAACGCAGGCAAGGAGACCGUUACCUUGAAGCCUGGUGCUUCCGUCUUUGGCAGCGAUGAGUCGUUCGGUAUGAUCCGCUCAGGACGCAUCGACCUGACCAUCCUUGGCGCUAUGCAGGUCAGCGCCAAGGGUGAUUUGGCCAACUGGAUGCUUCCCGGAAAGAUCAAGGGUUUCGGUGGCGCCAUGGACCUGGUUUCCAACCCCUCGGCUACAAAGGUGGUCGUCACCAUGGAACACACGGACAAGAAGGGUAACCCCAAGAUUGUCAAGCAGUGCGAGUUCCCUCUUACGGGACCCGCCUGCGUCAGCCGCAUCAUCACCGAUCUCUGCGUCUUCGAUGUCGACUUCACUGAUGGCUUGACGCUGGUUGAGAUCGCCGAGGGUGUGACAGUGGAGGAGGUCAAGGCCAAGACGGAAGCGCCUUUCAAGGUUGCUGACGACCUGAAGCCUAUGCUGUAA